AUGGUAUCUGUAAAAGCAUUCUUCACGGCAGCCGCUGCUGCCUUCCUCCUGCUGGGUGUCCAGGUUGCCCAGGCAGCAGAUGGUCACUCAACGGUUGGUGUCGCCGGAUAUGAUCUCGUUUCUUAUCACGCCAACCCGAAACCAUUGCGCGGCAAUGGCCACAACGUCUCUGUCCAUGACGGUGUGACUUAUCUCUUCUCUAGUGCCGAAAACAAAGCAACCUUCGACGCUGACCCAGCGAAGUUCCUGCCAGCCUAUGGCGGCUACUGCGCAUUCGGUGUGUCUGUUGGCAAGAAAUUCUUCGGCGACCCAGAAGUAUGGCGCAUUGUUGACGAGCGUCUGUACCUGAACCUCGAUGCAAAAAUUCAGGACCUGUGGCUGCAGGAUGUACCUGGCAAGAUUGCGACGGCUGAUGAGCUCUGGGAGCAAAUCGAAGACACGCCUGCAAGCGAACUCUAA
Effrenium voratum is the source of this 459-nucleotide messenger RNA. Lineage: Eukaryota; Dinophyceae; Suessiales; Symbiodiniaceae. The record is from the annotation of a GenBank genome assembly.